AUUCUAUUAAAACUCAUGAACUUUGACCCAAUUUCUAACUUUUUCAUUUUGUAGCAAAAUUGAUCUCACCAUUAAAUUUAUAGAAUUUCUGACAAAAUUUAGCAGCGAAUGCAUUAAAUUCACCGUAAUUUAGUGGCAAAAUUACUGGACGGAUUUGGUCUCAUCGCCGGGCUUGUCUAUUUGCAACCCAACCGGACACGGUAAGAACCCAUAGCCCGGUAGGCCGGCUUGUAUUUAUAUCUGAAAAGGGAAAACAAGUAGAGAGAUCUGAUCUCACGUUAUGGCAAACAUAGUAGCGUAUGCGAUCGCGGUGAUAGCAGUUCUGGCGGCGGCGGUCCUGUACCGUUUGGAAACCUUCGAGGCGGCGGCGUAUCCGGAGCACGAGUUGACUCGGGUAGGAGCCCCGGCGUUGGUGGCGGCGAAGCGAAACGACAGGCUUCUGCGCGGGUCGGAGAAGAUCGGAGAGGGCAAGCUGGUGGGGCCUGAGGAUAUUGCAUAUGACCCCAAAACUGGGGUUAUUUACACCGGCGGUGAAGAUGGGUGGAUCAGCCGGGUGUCCGUCACCGAAUCGGUGGUGGAGAAGUGGGUCAACACCGGCGGCAGGCCGCUCGGGAUCGUUCAUGGGGUCCACGGUGAAGUCAUCGUCGCGGAUGCUUACAAGGGGCUAUUGAACAUAAGUAGAAAUGGCGAAAUGGAAGUACUAAGUGAUGAAGCGGAAGGCCUGAAAUUCAAGCUAACUGAUGCGGUUGAUAUCGGCCCCGACGGCACCCUUUACUUCACCGAUGCUUCCUACAAAUACAGCGUCCACCACGCCUUCUUCGACUUGAUGGAAGGCACCCCUCACGGCAGGCUCUUGAGCUACCACCCUUCAACCAAGCAAACAACUCUUCUUUUGAAAGACCUCUACUUCGCAAACGGCGUCGCCGUCUCCGCUGAUCAGACCUUCCUCAUUGUCUGCGAAACGCCAAUGGCGAGGUGCAAGAAGUACUUCAUUCAAGGCCCCCGGGCAGGAUCCGUCGAAAUGUUCGUUGAGAAUCUGCCCGGAUUGCCCGACAACAUACGCUACGACGGCCACGGCCUCUACUGGAUCGCACUCGCCACCGAUUCGAGUUUUUUAAAGAUGGUACAACCAUACCCGUGGAUUCGAAAGUUGAUUGGGAUGUUAGACAAGUACGUAGGGCGGCCAAGUAUGGAAAAAAAUGGAGGGACGAUAGCGGUUGAUUUGGAGGGGAAAGCCAUUGCACAUUACUACGAUGAAGAGCUUUCAUAUGUUACGAGCUGCAACAAGAUUGCUCACCAUUUGUACUGCGGUUCCUUGAUCUCUCCCUACAUUACUCGACUCGACUUGACUCGAUAUCCCGCCACCUCCUCAUCAUAACUUUUUUAUUAAUAUCGUAUGUUCAAUAAUAUACCAUAUGUAUCUUGUAAUUGGAUUUCAAUAUUAAGUUCAACGCUUGCGUACUGGAAUUUAUUUAUUGUUAAUUAGGUUAAUGAUCCCUUAUUUAUUAAGAUGGAUUGGAAUUUUGAAA
Molecule: messenger RNA, 1529 nt
Organism: Salvia miltiorrhiza (redroot sage)
Lineage: Eukaryota; Viridiplantae; Streptophyta; Magnoliopsida; Lamiales; Lamiaceae
Product: protein STRICTOSIDINE SYNTHASE-LIKE 5-like
Exons: 4
Coding region: 281-1378 (365 amino acids)
Biological process (GO): biosynthetic process
Molecular function (GO): strictosidine synthase activity
Source: RefSeq, a predicted model, not a curated record